UCAAAAAGCAAAAAGUUAAGAAAUAGAGUGGGCUUUUUAUUGAGGCUAUCAGGCUUUUUAAAUUCACUUGACUCUGACGCAUGCAUCCAGCCGCAGUUUAGCAGAGGACAUCAAUCAGCAGGCCAUCAUGGAGUACGAUUGUGUACUGGAUACCAAAUAGUAGGUUGGAAUUUUGACAGCAAACAAUAGCUAUCGGUAACGGUACGCGACAAGCUACCGUACCAGUACUUAGUAGAAAGAUUUGGCUGCCGUACCUGUACGGUACAUGUACAAAAGCUACGCCUUUGAAAUUUCCAUUUUCACACUUGACAGUUGGUCAAGUGUCCAUUUCACUCAACUGAAGAAGAUCUUCCACUGCAAGACCACGACAAGAUCCCUAUCACACAACCAACGUCCUGCAACUGGAUUCCCGUAUUCGCUGAAAGGAUCUUGGCCUGGGAACUCGUAAACUCAUCUCAAGCUCACUCCCCCAUUUCAUUUGACAUGACGUGAGAUUUUGAUUACACAGCAGGUCACCGAAAAGAAUGCACCAUGAUGCAAUCGCUCCAUUCGUUGCUAGUGGUGGUCCAAGAAGAAAUGAGUAGCACCGUUUUGGCUGCGUUUACAAGCCAUCUGAUCGUCGUCUUUUACAACCGAAAGUUUCAGUGGCACCAGUUCUUGGCACUGAAGGUAGACGACAAGGUUUCCAUCUAUGCGGAUACGGAUGCGGCAGUCAAGUUUUCCCUUUGCUCCCUUCUCUUAUGCAUUUGCUUCAGGGGGGACUCGAUUACUGCCGAGAUCGGAGCCAUGUUGUGUGUAGUUCUCUCGGUUCCGCAACUCAAACGGGGUAAAGGGCAAUGGAACCAAAAGGUACGAGUGGUUCUUGGACCGCUUACACCCAUUUUGGCUGUCAAUGGACUAGUUAGCGAACCAUUAUCUGUGGGAACUUGGAGCUUGGCCAUUGUUUCGUUCUUGGCAUUUGUUUUGUUGAGGCCGGACAACGAUCAAGUUCUCGAUUUGAUGCACGAUUGUUCCCUACUCCCUUUGUGGAUCUACGAUAUCUUGAAGCCUUGUGCCAACCGAAGGCGGUGGCACGGCCGGUUGGCCGCUUGCAAUGCACUUGUCGCCCUUUGCCAAGGUGUCAUCGUACCGUCUAUCCUGAGGGUGUUCCGAAGUCUGCCAAACGACUGUGAUGAGGUAUAUUUUACGGACAACAUGACCGCACCCUGCCAAAUGGCACAAACUAAUGCGUGGGGAUUAUUCCGUUUGAAGCCAGCCCUUAGAAAUUUUGAAGAUUGAUGGCUUUGAUGAUGCAUUGAAGGGAAGAACGACGUCUUUCCGAGGUGACCGCGAUGAGAAACGUUUCUAGUAUCCAGCGCUACGGUACUGGAACACAGGGCUGAUUGAUUCGAUUCGAUUCAUCCGGCAAAGAUUGCAAUUCAAUAAUAACCAUCCUCUCCGAUUCUAUAGUGUAACAUUUUUGAAAGCCCUACUACUAGUAACCACAAUCCGUGGUUGUUUCUGAUAGAUUGUGGUGCAUACAGUAAAGCUCCCAUGUCUGCCUGAAACCAAUUGAGAAAUCACGGGAAGUUCUUUGAGAAAAUCCAAAGAUCUGAGCUUUGUCGACUGACUAGCUAGCUUAUUCUAAUCAAAUCGAAGAUUGAAUCGAAUGAAACCAAUCCCU
Molecule: messenger RNA, 1663 nt
Organism: Seminavis robusta
Lineage: Eukaryota; Bacillariophyta; Bacillariophyceae; Naviculales; Naviculaceae
Source: the annotation of a GenBank genome assembly